CAUCAUUUGGCCGCUUCCGUGAUCCUCGAGGCCGACAUGGCCAUUGAGCCCAUGGAUACCAGCGGUAGCGCUGACGCAUCAUCAUCAUCGUCGUCGUCGUCAUCGUCAUCCGCAACUCGCAUCAUCGCAGCAGGCGAGCGACUAGCAUCCCUGCUGGGCCAAUCCUCCGCCCUUGACGCAGCUCGCGACCAGCACGACAACUGUGUCGCCUUCUCUGAGUCGCAUGGCCUUGUCGCUUUCCCGAUGCAAAGCGGCCCUGCAGUUGCCAUUGCCAUCAAGCCGCUCCUCGCCCCCUCACCUACGCAAGCGACGCAGCCGCUGUUGCUCUACCCACCGCUCCUGCCUCUUGUUGGUUCCUCGGCGGCUGCAACGUCAUACCUCGUACGACAAGUCGCCUUCAGCCCCUCCGGUUCCUCUCUGACAGCAAUCAUACAACCUCGCAGUAAACGAGGACUCGCAUCGUCCUCAUCUGCACCAUCGCCAUACGGUCUCGUCUGCAUAUGGAGUCGCAACCCACGCAAAGCGGCCUUGAACAGCGAAUGGGCGCUCACAGGGCAAUGGCCGUUGCUCGAGGCUGGCGGUCAGCUGGGCAGCGGGAUUGUUGGUCUGCAUUGGCUGCGGGAAGAGGGCAAGGAAGUCCUCGUCCAACCACCCGACAUCAUCAAGGCCGAGUCCGAGAAAGUCGCCCCGACUACUCAGCUGCCCGGAAUGAGCCAUGAGAAGCAGGGGAAGGCGAGGGAGCAGCCCAAGUUCAGGACGAUGAGCGUGCCAGAUGCUGGACCGACUCUGAGCGCAAGAUCAGCGGUGGCCAGACCUGAGGCUCUUGUGCUCGUCAGUUCGAACGGAUUCGUCCACCUGCUCCACCGCAACGUCUCCAUUUACUCGCAAUCGCCCGCGCUCGCGACCCAGGACUGGCAGCUACUGAGCGCUCCUCUGCACUCUCCUGCGACGGUCAACUAUGCCAGACCAGUAGCUGAGUCAGGGGCGAGUGGCGUGAGCUUGUCGCAUUGCACCAUGCACCCCGUCUCCGGCAGCAGCUCACUGAUCAUCGCGGUCAAGCAGCGCAGCGGCGGGGCAUGGCAGCCUGACGACGGAUUGAUUCACCUCACCGAGGUUGUCAUAAACACAAAGCGUGACGAUCCACUGCUUCGCACCAAGCCGGUCCAGCCCAUCCAUUACGGCGAAGAAGUUGGCUCCCUCCUCCACCUCCGAUUCAACAGCACUCUCAGCGGCAAGCAUCUCGACACGGAGUCCAUCCAUCUGCUGGGAUGCUUCUCCCAUCUCGAUACCACGGGCACGACGCUGCGCUCCUACUCCCUCACGCGACGGCGAGACAUAAGCGGCAAGGGUUCCCUGAGCGAGGCAUUCGGCGACCUCGAGUCGCGCAAGAAGAGUCUCAGCGAGGUGGAACAGGAGGAGGUGGAGGAGUGGUCCGCUUCUUUACACGCUGAGCGCAUAGAGGAGGGGAAGGUGCUUCACCAGCUGGUGGGCUACCCGCGUGCGUUGCUCGAGGAGGGAGAAGUAAGGAGCAAGCUGGUGGCCAUUUGGUCUGGCACUGGAGACGUAAAUGGAAGGAGACGAUGCGAGCGCGGAUUGUCUACUAUUGACCCUGCGCGUCUCGGGGAGGACGAUGGGAUCAAGAGCGUAUCAGCCCCGAGCAGGUCAAUCCAACCUGACCCUCCCGUCACUCUCUCGGCCAAUGGAAGCUUAAGGGGAUGGUACGACGCAACCACACGAGGGCUGCGUCUCUCCGCCCCGCAGGCACCCACCUCCGGCUCUCUUCCACGGCUGGCUGCGGCAAUCUUGCAAGCUAUCAUCAACAAAAGGACGUACGCGGAUGUCCUGUUGGCUUCGUCGAGCAUGCUGCGGGAGAGGAGGAACAGGGCAAAGCUGCUCAGCCUCGUGGGAGGGGCGUUUGGGCUAGACAUGGCGGGUAGCACGUCGACGAACAUGCUGGGUAAACUCAACUUCAAGGCACUGGCCGCGCUGCUAGAGCUGCACGUCGCCAUGCUGCGCGUCCUCUCUAUCAACAGCAGACCAAAGCUCCCCCGACAGGAGCUCGUAACCUCGCACCGUCUCCUCGCACAGCUGCACACUUUCCGCUCUUUUUCUUCUGCCCGUCAAGGCGCAGACGACUGGAAACCGCUGAGCGUCACUUCUCUCACGGGUCUAGCUGCGGGCUUGAUCGAAGAAGUGGAGGACGUCUGCCGAUAUGCCGUCCUCCAGGGAGAGGGAAUGCCGCAAAGCCCGCCGGAAGACGAUGCCGCAGCAGAAGGAGUCAAAGAGGGAGGCACGACGAGAGGCUCGUCCCUUUUCACCACUCUGGCCCAGGCUCGCAGCUCGAGCGAAGCAGCAAGCUUGACACUGCACCUCCUGACCCGCAACCUGAAACUCCUGACUUCCCUCCUCUCCUGGCUCGACAAAGCGUGCGCCUCAACGCCUGAAGCAGCAGCGCUUCGCUCCACUCUCGUCAGCCAAUCGUCCGCCAGGCUGAUCAAUGAAGUCAAAGGCGUCAAGUUGGCACGCAAAGUCGCACGGAUGGAGGAAGACCAGCUCCUGGCGAAUGGUGGCGGAGGCGGGCCAAAGAAGAAGGAGGGAACCAACGGCGCCGCAGGAGGGACGACGGGCAAAACGCCCGGCCCCACCACGGGCGUGACACCGCUCCCCACUGUAGGUGGAGCAGGUAGCACGCCUCUCCCUUCCUUGCUGGUACCAGGAGCAACUUCAUCAUCCUCAGGUGCCACUCCGCUCUUCUCAGGUCUGGUUCCCGGUGCCUCAAUCCCCACCUUGAACGGCCUACCCCUCGCCGCCUCUUCGCCAAUACAGGCCACGCGUCCACCGCUGGGGGCACAGACCAGCCUGGCACUCUCUGCUCGGCCGGCUGCUGCGCUGACUAGGAGGUUGGCAGUUGUGCGGGAGACGUUGAGCGAGAGGUUGAGCAGGGGCACGGCAAAGGGGGUGAACCUCGACGUCUUUGCGUCCAGGCUGGAGUCGUGGGUUCAGGGUGGUGCCGCGGCGGCAGGUGAGGAGCACGGGAUUGCUGCAUCGCUCGUGUAUGGAGCAGCGGGCGCGGAUGAGGGGGCAGAUGAUGACAAGGGGCAAGAAGCGAUAAAGGAGGAGAAAGCUUUUGCUCGUCAUGUUCUACACUCUGACGACGAGGGAGAGGAGAACAAAGGCUCGACGGGCAGCGUCAUCAGCGCUCAGGGUCGUCUCUCCCUCUUCCUUGGGGCGGACGACUUUGUCUGGUCAUUGGACGACAUCGUCGCUGAGGAUGCCGAAACAGACGAAGAGGGAGAAGAGGCAGAGUGGCAGGAAGCGCUCGGUUGCCACGGCGAUUGCGAGGAGUUUUCGAAGAGGGACACAAUGACUGGCGUCUCGCAGCCUCGGGGCAAGAAGCGACGUCGUCUCUCCACUUCCUUUCCCUCCUCCAUCCACCUCCUCACUGGCGAGACAACCCACCUCACCGUCCGCGAUAGUACGAUGAGUCUAGCAAUGGAGACGCUCCACUCCGGGCUGGGACCUGCUAAUGGAGCAAGUGGAGAGAAUGCGGCCGCAAUGGCGGUAGAGGAGGACGAGGAGGCAUUGCGGGCUGUACUGGAGGGUGAUUGUGGAGGUGAUGAGGUCAGAGCGGGAUGGGAGCAGAGAUUGAUGGGCUCGGGAGGCUGGUGGAUGGGCGCGUGAUAUCAUCGUAGAAUGCGAAACCCUCUCUCUCAAUUGCAUGUACAGUGCGAGCGCGCGCUAUACGCCUAGAC
Molecule: messenger RNA, 3752 nt
Organism: Jaminaea rosea
Lineage: Eukaryota; Fungi; Basidiomycota; Exobasidiomycetes; Microstromatales
Exons: 1
Coding region: 37-3681 (1214 amino acids)
Source: RefSeq, a predicted model, not a curated record